Molecule: messenger RNA, 1256 nt
Organism: Andrographis paniculata
Lineage: Eukaryota; Viridiplantae; Streptophyta; Magnoliopsida; Lamiales; Acanthaceae
Product: delta(7)-sterol-C5(6)-desaturase-like
Exons: 3
Coding region: 171-986 (271 amino acids)
Biological process (GO): lipid biosynthetic process
Molecular function (GO): iron ion binding; oxidoreductase activity
Source: RefSeq, a predicted model, not a curated record
UAAAUUGAGUGGUCACAUCAAUCACAGCACUCAUCUCCAUCUGUAUCUCCAUCUGUAUCUGAGUAUCUCCGCCACCGUCAGAUAUUAUUCUUUCGUCGAUCUGUACACCGCAUUCUUUGCCGGAGAUUGCCAGCCCGUCGACGCCGGAACCCCGAUUCCGACUGGCCGCGAUGGACGAUUACUUGAAUCUGUUCGUGGAAGAAUCAUCAUGGUACAACGACAUCGUUCUCGGAUCGACGCUGCCGGAAAAGUGGUGGGUCCAACUCCCUCACUUCUACCAAAGCUGGCUCCGGAACUACAUCGGCGGCACCUUGCUCUAUUUUAUAUCUGGUUUCUUAUGGUGUUUUUACAUUUACUUCUUGAAGCGCAACGUCUAUGUCCCUAAAGAUGAGAUUCCUUCGAACAAAGCCAUGCUUUUGCAGAUAGGAGUUGCCAUGAAAGCAAUGCCGUGGUACUGUGCUCUCCCAUCGAUCUCGGAAUACAUGGUUGAACAAGGAUGGACUAAAUGCUUUUCGAGGAUAAGCGAUGUUGGUUUGGCAGCUUACCUUUUAUAUCUGUGUAUCUAUCUUAUAAUUGUGGAGUUCGGAAUUUACUGGAUGCACAGGGAGUUACAUGACAUAAAGCCGCUCUAUAAGUAUCUUCAUGUCACACACCACAUCUACAACAAGCAGAAUACUCUUUCUCCGUUUGCUGGUCUGGCUUUCCACCCACUGGACGGCAUACUGCAGGCGCUGCCCCAUGUCAUAGUUCUCUUCAUCGUGCCAAUGCAUUACACAACUCACGUUGCUCUAUUGUUCAUAGAGGCUGUAUGGACUGCCAACAUUCACGACUGCAUACACGGCAAGAUAUGGCCUGUCAUGGGUGCGGGUUACCAUACCAUUCAUCACACCACAUAUCGUCAUAAUUAUGGCCACUACACCGUGUGGAUGGACUGGAUGUUUGGAACUCUCCGUGAUCCAAUGGAAGACAAAGCCAAGAAGAUGUAAACCGCGCUCAUGGUUCGCAACUUUCCUCUCUCGUAUGUGCUUCAGAUGUAUUUACAUGUUGUCAUGUUUCCAAUCUUAAGUUUCUUCUAAAGAAAAUUGAGUGCAAGAACAAACAGACAGGUUAGUUCUUUCCCCUCCCAAAGCACUUGGCUGUUAUGAAUUGGAAUCAAAUGCUAUAAUGCUUUUUAGAUCCAUUUUCUGUGUGUAAAGCUAAGGUCAGUUAGAACAUUGCGUUGGCAGCCAUUUUAUCUGAAGAUAAGUGCUUAACCA